UAUAAGAGAGGGAUAUGCCCCAGGGAGAGGAGGGAGAGAGGCAGCUGAGAGCUGAUAGGAGGAGAACGCAGGACGGGUGAAAACUUUACCAUCUGCAGCCGGAUGGUUUGUAAAGUAUGAGAGCAUUUGUUCGCUCUCCUGUUUAUUUCUAUUAAAACAAAUGUCGGAGAGUUGAAGAAGCUGCAGUAAGCAAAAGGAAAAGAGAGGUGGGCCGACGUGAUAACCCCGAGGCCGGUGGGAGAGAAAGAAUUAAUCAAAAUGGAGAGAGAGAAACAGAGUGAGAACAGCUUACAGACCAUAGCCAUCAUUCUGCUGUGCUGUGGGGCCGUUAAAAUGCUGCACCUACUGGGAGUCAUCUCGGUGGAGGAUAAAGAUGAUGAUGACCUGGAGAUGACCAUGGUGUGUCACCGACCAGAGGGCCUGGACCAGUUAGAAGCUCUAACAAACUUCAGCAAACGAGAGCUCCAAGUGCUCUACAGAGGUUUUAAGAACGAAUGUCCAAGUGGUGUUGUAAAUGAAGAAACCUUUAAGCAAAUAUAUUCCCAAUUCUUCCCACAGGGAGAUGCCAGCACUUAUGCUCACUACCUUUUCAAUGCAUUUGACACAACCCAGAGUGGCUCCAUCAAGUUUGAGGACUUUGUAACAGCGCUGUCCACUCUGCUGAGAGGCUCCAUCACUGAGAAGCUCCAGUGGACAUUUAACCUCUAUGACAUCAACAGAGACGGAUACAUCAACAAAGAAGAGAUGACAGGCAUCGUCAGAGCAAUAUAUGACAUGAUGGGCAAAUACACUUACCCCGCCUUAAAAACAGACGCACCAAAACAACAUGUUGAUGCCUUCUUUCAGAAAAUGGACAAAAACAGAGAUGGUGUGGUCACUCUGGAUGAAUUCAUCCUGUCUUGUCAAGAGGAUGAAAACAUCAUGAGGUCUCUACAACUCUUUGAAAAUGUCAUCUAGACCAGACGGAAGAAGGCGGCACUGAAACAGCUGAAACAGAUGAAACACCCAAACUGAGUGAGACCAAAAGAGGAGAGAAGGCAGAACACAGAAAAAGGAAAAUAACCAAGCAGAAGAAAAGGAUGUUUUGUAAUUGAAAUAAAAUAGAGCCUGUCACGUCACAUGCACUGGCUGCCACAAAACCUCAUUAAGUCUUGCUGUGAAAAUCAGGGUUGAAAAACCGCCGGUGGUUUUGGAUAAAUGUCCUUCCGAACCUAGCCCUUUGAUUUGACCUUUCUGUAAACAAAAAAAAUUGUCUCCAGCUCUCAUGUUUGUAGCCGAAGCAGUGAGAGCAGUAACACGCCCAACAAUCAUCACUGUAAAUACUUUCAAUUCCCAUCAAACCGGACUGGAUUUCCAGCCAAGCAGUGGGAUUCACCCCAGUGCAAUUCUUUUUGCAUUAGAGGCUGAAAAUGAUGUUGUUUUCUGUGUCAAUACAACAAAUGUGAGCAAUAUUGUGAAGCAUGCAAGACCGAGGCCCACAGCAUAUUUAACACCCAGUGAAUAUGUGCCAUAAAAACCCCUCAUUGUCUUGUUUUGGAGGUUAUGUCUGGGAUUGCUCUCUCGCAGCGUCACCUCAUCUGUUUUACACACAGUACAGGCGCAGUCGGUGCAACGUCCGCCAGCUUCCCACCGUCUCACGUCGGCUCGUAAAAGGUCCCCACUGUGUGUUCCAGUGGUGUCAGUCAGUGUUUUAGUGUUGUAAAGACUCAUGUGUACAGAUUAAUAUUUAACUGUCGUACCUGUGAUUUAUUUCUUCUCACUGUCUGGAACUAUUUGUGUAUCUGUUUGUCUGUGUGCUGGUGCUUCUGACUGUCUUAUCUAUCUGUCUUUCUGUCUAAUUGGAUGUAACCCUAAUUAUUCUCACUGGAAUUUUGCUGAAUAAAGAGACAAAUUGGAAGGUUUGCUGGCUUAUAACUACAGGGGUGUGCAUGCAUUUAAAUGUCUCUGUGUGUGGUUUCCUAAUUUAAUUCUUAAUCUGAAAUCUAUUUAUUUGACCAUAAUUGUUUUCACCUCACUCUAAGCCUGGGUGAUUUGAUCAUGUUUCUGCCGCAGAGAAGAAAGUUUUCUGUUCAAUCAUGUCUGAUGAAAAUACAGCUCAAAUCAACCUUUCACUGUGAGGGUCAGAGACAGAAGGCAGGCGGUGGAGAACUGGAGUGAAAACAAGUGAGUCAGAAAUUAAAGAAUUAAAAGAAAAAGAGUUGAUAAUCAUAAAAAGACCUUUUCACUGAUUCUGAAGGAAUGGAAGCCAUGUUUGGGAAGAGAGCCAUUGUUUAACAGUUGGAGCAGGUCACAAACACCUUUAUCAGUGAUUUUGUGUCAAUGAUGUUGUCAUGCGUGUCCACUCACUGUGCUGCCAGACGUGAAAUAAAAUUCCUCUCUGGGAUCAAAUGCGUUGCAAAUAUAUAUAAUAUAACCUGCUGAAGAGAUAAACUGACGGACAGGAAGACAAACAGAUAGACAGGCACGUGAACACAUACAGAGACAUGAAGACGACUGUCAGAAUGAAACCAUGUGUGUAUAGAAAAUAUUGUAAAAAGAUUUCAUUAUAUUUAUCAAUAAACUUUUCAACAAAAAUCCA
Molecule: messenger RNA, 2578 nt
Organism: Cynoglossus semilaevis (tongue sole)
Lineage: Eukaryota; Metazoa; Chordata; Actinopteri; Pleuronectiformes; Cynoglossidae
Gene: kcnip1a
Product: Kv channel interacting protein 1 a
Exons: 8
Coding region: 259-957 (232 amino acids)
Biological process (GO): regulation of potassium ion transmembrane transport
Cellular component (GO): voltage-gated potassium channel complex
Molecular function (GO): transmembrane transporter binding; potassium channel regulator activity; calcium ion binding
Source: RefSeq, a predicted model, not a curated record